AUGAGUGAGGUGUAUGUGAUUGGUUGGUGCAGUUUUGGUUGGUGCAGUUCUGGUUGUUGCUGGGGAGGGCGAGGGCUGCGGGAGCCAAAUAAUGGCUGCAAGCUAUUUGUGCUCAUGUUGGGGUCGUAUUGUGUUGCUUUGUUGAGGCUGUAUGAUCUGGUUGAUGUUUGCAUUUGGGUCGAUUAG
Molecule: messenger RNA, 186 nt
Organism: Chondrus crispus (carragheen)
Lineage: Eukaryota; Rhodophyta; Florideophyceae; Gigartinales; Gigartinaceae
Exons: 1
Coding region: 1-186 (61 amino acids)
Source: RefSeq, a predicted model, not a curated record